AAUGCUCAGUUUCAGUUUCAAUUCCUGUCGUACAAUGAAAGGUCGAAACUCGAUUUGAAACGUUUUUGUGACACAUUGAUACUUCCCUCACUGUUCCUUCAGAGAUAAACAAGGAGAGCUUCUCGGUGUUUCAUUCAAUGCUCCUGUGCCAGAUGUUCAACUAACCAUUUUAUAGCGUGCUGUUUCAGAUAUAUAAUGCAAAUUGAUCUGCGGAACUACCAGUGGGAGGUUAUACAGCCUGCUCUUCGGGGCAAGAAUAUCAUCAUAUGGCUCCCAACAGGUGGGGGCAAGACCCGUGCAGCUGUGUUUGUUACCAGAUACCACCUAGAAACAAAGGGAGGCAAAGGCAAAGUAGCUGUUCUUGUAAAUAAGGUGCCUCUGGUGAACCAACAUUAUGAAAACGAGUUUGAGCCUGCGCUGAAGCAUGCGUAUCGGGUGGCGCCCAUAAGUGGUGACAGUGAACUGAAAGAUCAUUUUGCACUCGCUGUCCGGAAUUAUGAUGUCAUUAUCUGCACAGCACAGAUUCUGCAAAAUGCACUGACCAGCACUGAAGAAGAAAAGCAUGUGGACCUAACAGAAUUCUCGCUGCUGAUAAUUGAUGAGUGUCAUCACACCCAGAAAGAUGGAGUAUAUAAUAAAAUCAUGGGACACUAUAUUGAGAAAAAGCAUCAGCAUACAAAGGGUUUACCUCAGAUCCUUGGAUUGACAGCAUCACCCGGAACAGAUGGAGCCAACACUUUGGAACGUGCAAAGAAACAUAUCUUACAGAUCUGUGCUAAUAUGGAUGCCGCUAUGAUAACAUCCUCCAAGGAGUGUGUAAAAGAGCUAAAAGAUAGCAUCCCUCAGCCUGUAAAAAUAUAUGACAUUACAGAAGAAAGAAAAGAGGACCCCUUUGGGGACACAAUUAAAGUGAUGAUGAGAACUAUCCACUCCUAUUUGAACGUACCUUCAAUUUUGGGUCUUUUCGGGUCACAGAUUUAUGAGCAAUCAGUUGUGGAGUUGGAGAAAGAAGGAGCCAUUACUUUUGACAGAAAAAAGCGUAACUGUGCCCUUCACCUCCGGAAAUACAAUGAUUCCCUUCUGAUCAAUGACACAGUGCGCAUGAUUGAUGCCUUUCAGAACCUUGCAGAAUUCUACAGUACUGAGGAGAGCAGCAAAAAUAGUCUUGAUCAAACAGAUGGGUUCCUCCUCAAAGUAUUUAAUGAUUAUAAAACCAAGCUGCACUUACUUGCCUUAAAUAAAGCGUAUGAAAAUCCGAAGCUGGACAAAUUGGAGCAAACUCUCCUGAGGCGAUUCAAGGACUCAAACUCCCGAGGGAUUGUCUUCACAAAAACACGACAGAGCACUCAUGCCAUGCUGGGCUGGAUCAAGAGUAGUGACAAGUUACAGGCAGCUGGGAUCAAGGCGGAAAGUCUAACAGGGGCUGGUGUUAAUAGCCAGACAAAGCACAUGACUCAGGAUCUUGUCCUUUUUAUUUCCUAUGUCAUUAGUUCCAAUGUGUGCAAUGACGUCCUGCUGAUCCUGCUGUCCUUUGAGAAUAUUCUGCACACUCUCCGAGAUAGCUUUGAUCCUGGCUCCGGGGAGGCAACAUAUCAUUCUGACAUCUUAUUGUUGGCUGCAGAAUCUUCUGUCUGUGCCUCGAGCUAUCACAAUUGA
Molecule: messenger RNA, 1656 nt
Organism: Rhincodon typus (whale shark)
Lineage: Eukaryota; Metazoa; Chordata; Chondrichthyes; Orectolobiformes; Rhincodontidae
Gene: dhx58
Product: DEXH (Asp-Glu-X-His) box polypeptide 58
Exons: 10
Coding region: 196-1656 (486 amino acids)
Biological process (GO): innate immune response; positive regulation of interferon-beta production; response to virus
Cellular component (GO): cytoplasm
Molecular function (GO): single-stranded RNA binding; DNA binding; ATP binding
Source: RefSeq, a predicted model, not a curated record